Molecule: messenger RNA, 2442 nt
Organism: Aureobasidium vineae
Lineage: Eukaryota; Fungi; Ascomycota; Dothideomycetes; Dothideales; Saccotheciaceae
Source: the annotation of a GenBank genome assembly
AUGGGAGAACCUUCUGACCCUUCUUUAUUAGACCGCAUCCGUUCAUGGGCGAAGCACCACGCCUCUGACCGCUCCAAGCACCCCACCAACAACAACAUUACGCCACAGCGAAGUGCAAGCCCCAUUCUACCAACCACGACCCGAGAUCUGCCGAACGCGGAGAAGACUGGACCCUCGUCGAACCAUGUCAUCAACAACACAAGUCACCAUGACAGUAUUGCCUUCAACAAUACCGCAGAGAAGACAUCGCCUGCUCUGCCCGGCCCAGCCCCUCCUUCUGAACAUGUCAAGUCGGAACAUGCAUCACCGAACCAACCCACCCUAGGAGGUGGAGACGGCACUCCCAAUGUGCCCGCUCCCAAACCAUCCAUCCUCAAGAGAGCCAAAGCUGGAACCGUCAGAUUUGGUCUCCAUACCUACGAUGCCCUCACCCACAGCUGGAUCAACGUCCUCCUCGUCUUCGUCCCUGCUGGUAUCAUUGCUAAGGCCCUCAAUAUCAACCCUUCGGUCGUCUUCGCUCUGAAUGCCGUUGCCAUUAUCCCUCUGGCUGGCAUGCUGUCAUACGCAACCGAGGUCGUUGCUUCUCGCUUGGGCGAUACACUCGGUGCUCUGAUGAACGUCUCGUUCGGCAAUGCCGUCGAGCUGAUCAUCUUCAUUAUUGCCUUGGUCAAGGACGAGAUUCGUAUUGUCCAGGCUUCACUGGUUGGAUCCAUUCUCUCCAACCUUCUCCUCAUUAUGGGAAUGGCCUUCCUACUUGGUGGUCUCCGAUUCCAAGAGCAGAUUUACAACAGCACUAUCACCCAGAUGAGUGCUUGUCUGCUCAGUUUGAGUGUCGUGAGUCUGGUCUUGCCCACGGCUUUCCAUGCCUCCUUCUCGGACAGCACGACUGCCGACGACAGAGUCUUGAAGGUCAGCAGAGGCACCAGUGUCAUUCUGCUCAUCAUCUAUGUUCUGUACCUGCUCUUCCAAUUGAAGUCGCAUGCCUACCUGUACGAAAGUACACCGCAGCAGAUCAUUGAUGAGGAGUCUCACCCGGGUAUCUUGGCCGACAUGCUAGGUUCGUCUAGCUCAUCUGAUAGCUCAUCCUCGUCGGAUUCAUCAGACUCGGAUACUUCCUCGCACACGACUUCAAAGCGUAUCAGGCGUGCCUUUAGACACCGCAGACGCCGCAAGUCGAGUGCCAGCACUGCCACGACCCCUUCUGUCAUCAGCGCUCCUUCUGUCGUCAGUGCUCCAUCCGUGGAGCGUGCCCACUCCCACCAAUCAGACAUAGUCCAGCCUCAGCCUCAGCGUCGUCCAUCUGCUCUCGGUGCCAUCAACAGUGGCGAUGAGGCCGAUACAGAUGGCGAGCUCGAAAUGCGUGGCGCUCCUCCUCUCAUCAGAGACUUUGUCGAUGGGCCCGUCACCGAAGAACAUCAGCAGCAGCUGCACUUCCAAGACACAAAGCCCGACACACGCAAGCAGAAGAAGAAGCAUAAGAAGAGGCAUCAUCAUAAACGCCAUGGCAGCCACGAGGAGAAGCAGUCCAUUGACGAGGCUUCUUCGGUUCGCAAACAGGGCAAGCAACCUGUUAAGGACUACACUCCUAAGGUGGGCUUCUCCGACGACGUGCAUUAUGCUCCCGCUGUCGAAACCGGCUCGCCUAGGAAGUCUUUCGGUAUUCGCCAGCUCUCUUCUCGUCAGGCCUUCCCUCGUCCCACCCUCCCCAAGAUGCUCUCUCAGAACGUCUUUGUCUCUCCACCUCCGGCUUCCGGCUCUCCUGUCACAGGCGCGCCUAUGGUGCCCCGUACUGGAGUGGGUGCGCUACGUAGAACUAGCUCUCUGCCUGACCGCCUCAACCGUCAAAACACUCCCUCGCAGCCUCCUCAGGAGAACCUCCCUCCUUAUCCUAGAGCCAUGAGUGGAGAACAGGAAUCCGAAGAGGAGACGGAAGAAAAGCAUAAUCGCAUGUCUCGUACUGCUGCUGUCGUUCUCCUGCUUUUCUCCACCGCUCUAGUCGCCGUCUGUGCCGAGUUCCUCGUCGAUGCUAUCCCUGCCAUGAUCGACGCAACUCCAGUCAGUCAAGCCUUUAUUGGUCUCAUCAUCCUGCCCAUUGUCUCCAAUGCUGCCGAGCACGUCACGGCCGUCACCGUUGCCGCCAAGAACAAGAUGGACCUUUCCAUUGGUGUCAGUGUCGGUAGNCAGUAUCCAGAUCGCUCUAUUUGUCACCCCCUAGUGGUCAUUCUUGGCUGGAUCAUCGGCCGCGACAUGUCUCUCUACUUUACGCUUUUCGAGACUAUCAGUUUAUUCGUUACCGCGUUCGUGGUCAACUUCUUGGUCCUUGACGGCAGAAGUAACUACCUCGAGGGUGCUCUACUCAUUGCUGCCUAUGUGAUUAUUGCCGUCUCGGCUUUCUAUUACCCUGAUGGUGCUGAUGCCAGCUCUCUCGCCGGAUCGAACUAG